AUGGGGUCUGGAGCGGCGCUGCCGCUGCUGAGGGCCCUGCUGUGCCUGUUGGUGCUGCCGCUGCCGGCGGCCCCGUCCACGGCCGUGCCGACCCCGGGCGCCUCCGUCGCGGCGACAAGCCCAGAUGGGGCCGCGACGGGGCCGCAGCCCGAAGGGUUCUCUGGCACGGCACCAACCGCAGGGGGCCCCUCUCCAGCCCCCGAAACGAGCCAGAGCCCCACCGCGGGAUCCAGGCCGAGCACCAGCAGCCCCACAGAGACCCCGGGGCCCAGCCCCGCAGGGACCCGCGGCCCCUCCAGGCCGGUGGAUCCCAGUACGACCCCCCGUCCCGGUCCUUGGCCCCAGCCGGUGAUGGACGUGGCCACAUUGUGCACCUGUGACCUCUUGGUGGACCAGUGCGAUAUCAAUUGCUGUUGUGAUCCCACCUGCACUGCUGCAGAUUUCAGCCUUUUCACGGCAUGCUCAGUUCCGGUUGUCACAGGUGACAGCCAGCUCUGCAGCCAGCAAGAAGCUCUUUAUUCAAUGGACACAUCAGCACACCCUCCCAAGAGGACCUAUCAACUAGCUGACAAGGUCAACCCCAGUGUUUUCUGCGUCCAGACCGUCAACUACAAAGCCGCACUGACCUUCCAACCUCCAGAAAUACCUACUUCGGAAAAUUUUGAUCAAUUGCUCCAGGGCUAUGUUGGAAUUCCCUCUAGUACCGGAACAGACUUUACAUCAAGUGUUGAAUCGGAAACCCGGAGUGCUGCUAAUGGCGAUGAAAUCAGCAGAUAUGAGUACAGAGAUCCGAUACAGACAGCAGAUGGGUUUCUGUGGCUUCCCGCUCCGCUGUUCUUCUCCCAGUGUGCCGACAUCAAUCCUGCAGGGUUCCUUGUAAACCAGGCUGUGAAAUGCAGCCGGAUGAUCGAGGCAAACGAAUGCACCACCAUUCCGGCUCUUGGCAUGGAAUACUACACCAAUUCGAGCAUUCUGGCGGUACCAAACUCAAGUCAAAAGGUGAACGUCACUGUCCAGUCCAUAACCGUGCAGACCCUGCAAGACCCUGCAAGAUUGCGCACACGCCUUGAGAGUACCGGUCUGUUGCUUCCCAAGUUGCAGGGUCAGAUGUGCAGCAAUGUGGUUCUUGAGGCGAGGUAUCUGAUUACUUUCACAGAGAUGGGUGAAAUCACCAGCGUGGCUGUGUCUCUUGUCCUGGCGACCGUCACCGUUGGUUUCAUCCAGCAAAGCUUUGAAAUCCAUUUCAUUCCGCAAAACACUCAACCGAUUGUUCUGAGUGGGAAUCCUGGCUAUGUAGUUGGGCUGCCCAUCAAAGCUGGAUUUAGAUCUCCUGGCUCUGGAAUCAUCCAGACAAUGAAUGAAGAUGGCCAGCUCACCAUGUUGAAAAGCACAUCCACUCAGGAUUGUUUAGCGGUGGAAGGAAUCAGAACUCCUGUAUUAUUUGGGUACAACAUGAUGUCUGGCUGCCGGCUACGAAUUACCAAAGAUGCCGACUGCCUGCUUUUGGCCCCAGCCCUCCUGAAUGUGCUGAAGGGGCAAAACUUCCCAGACUGUGUGGCUUCUUUUGGAAAUUCUGAGCCCCAGAACAGACUGGACUGGGUGCAGAUUGUUUACAACAUCAGCCAACCAAGCAGCUGUGAAAUACCCGUGUGGUUCGAAAUCUUAGUGAAGUGGACUAAAUACGGCUCUUUGCUUAACCCUCAAGCCAGAAUCACAAGCCUCACAGUGACGGUGGUGACAGCGGCCUUGCCACAGGUCGAUUCAGGAAGCGAACGGACUAUUCCGAUCCUAAGCGCCGUGACUUUUGUCGACGUUUCUGCACCGGCUGAGCCAGGCUACAAAUCUCGGCCAACCGUUGAGGCCAAAUUGCCGUUUGACUUUUUCUUUCCAUUUGUUUAAAAGAAUGUUAAAGGAGGAAGCCCUGUGUGGGAAGCGAGAUGACCCUCUUC
Euleptes europaea (tarantolino) is the source of this 1949-nucleotide messenger RNA. It is a transcript of the gene TCTN1, whose product is annotated as tectonic family member 1. Bases 1 to 1899 code for a protein of 632 amino acids. Gene Ontology annotation, biological process: protein localization to ciliary transition zone; cilium assembly. The transcript is spliced from 15 exons. Gene Ontology annotation, cellular component: MKS complex. Lineage: Eukaryota; Metazoa; Chordata; Lepidosauria; Squamata; Sphaerodactylidae. The record is from RefSeq and is a predicted model, not a curated record.